AUGGCAGGCAGAGGUGGACAUGAUAAUAAUAGAUAUGGAGGUGAGCGGGCCCGCAGGCCGCUCCCAACGGAACCACCGUACAUUGCGUACGUGGGCAAUUUACCGCAAGGCGUUGUCCAGGGCGAUCUGAACAAGAUUUUCAAGGAUUACACGGUGAAGAAUGUUCGCCUAGUCAAAGACAAGGAAACGGACGUUUUCAAAGGCUUCUGCUAUGUGGAGUUCGAAACGCUGGACGAGUUGAAACAGGCCCUGGACCUUGAUGGCGUGAUCAUGCUUAACGACAGCUUCGCUGCGCUGAGAAUUGACAUUGCGGAGCAGAAAAAGAAUGACCGGUAA
Aedes albopictus (Asian tiger mosquito) is the source of this 336-nucleotide messenger RNA. Its product is annotated as eukaryotic translation initiation factor 4H. The transcript is spliced from 2 exons. The coding region runs from base 1 to 336 and encodes 111 amino acids. Gene Ontology annotation, molecular function: RNA binding. The record is from RefSeq and is a predicted model, not a curated record. NCBI's taxonomy places the organism in Eukaryota, Metazoa, Arthropoda, Insecta, Diptera, Culicidae.